Messenger RNA from Ziziphus jujuba (common jujube), 1458 nucleotides. Its product is annotated as UPF0481 protein At3g47200-like. Bases 1 to 1458 code for a protein of 485 amino acids. Lineage: Eukaryota; Viridiplantae; Streptophyta; Magnoliopsida; Rosales; Rhamnaceae. The transcript has a single exon. The record is from RefSeq and is a predicted model, not a curated record.
AUGAUGAAGGAUCAAUCUGCAGCGGCAAACGAACUAGCAAUCAACAUGGAAAAUACUGAAGGACCUCGUGAUGAUGAGGAUCUUUUUGCUUACCUAUUCAAUGAGGAUGAAUAUUCAUCAACUCCAAGAAGCAACCAGCAACUAGAAGGGCCCAAGAUACCAAAGGUUCCAAGGUUGCUUCGUGAUCUUGACAAAAAUAAAGGUUGCUUUGAUCCUCAUGUGAUUUCCAUCGGUCCUUAUCACCAUGGAGAAGCUCAGCUCCAAGAAGGUGAGAAACUCAAGACUAAACUGGCGAGGCUACAUUGUAAAACUCCUUCUAAGGUUGCCGCUUUAUACAAGAAAGUCAAAGACGUGGCCAGUAAAGCAAGGGAAUUCUAUGAUAAAGAAGGAUUGAAAAAUAUUCAUGAUGAGGCAUUCACAAAAAUGAUGUUUAUUGACGGUUGCUUCAUUCUAGAGUUCAUGAUCAUGUGCUUGCCGCCGAUGGGAGAUCAAGAGGAGUAUCAUCCGAAGAAGAUGAUAACUAAUGACAUAGCUAAUGUCAAGCGAGACUUGUUCUUGUUAGAGAACCAACUCCCUUACAUUGUCCUUGAGGCUUUAAUGAAGGACAAAAAACAAUAUUGGAGGAUGAUGACUGAAAUAUUCAUCAUUAUGUGCCAUAGACUUCAUCAUGCAGUCAAACUCGAAGAUAAAUCUCCUCUUCAUCUUCUAGACACGAUAAGGGCAAGAUUUAUGAUACAAAGUGCUACUGUCCCAGGCGGAAAAUCUCAAAUAUCAGAGACCGAUAAUCAUAGAAGCAAUUCCGAUGACAGGCUCAGCCCCAACAAAACAGCUAGUGAUUGGUACUUUUAUCAUCCAGCCAGGGUGCUCAAGUCUGUCGGAAUCAAGUUCAGACCAAACAAAACAGGUAGUUUUAGCGAUGUCAAGUUUGAAUCUCAUCUACUAGUCAGGGGAGUGCUCACAUUUCCUCCAAUACGCAUAGAUGCCUCCACCAAAUCCCUGCUGCUCAACUUGUUGGCUUUUGAAUCGAGUUGCUAUAACAACUCGGCGGACAACGUGCGACAGGAUGUCAUCACAUCUUAUAUGUGCUUCAUGGACUCACUCAUUGACAAUGCUGAAGAUGUGAUGAUCCUUAGGACUCAGAAUGUCAUCAACAAUUGCUUGGGAAACGACCAACUGGUUGCAGAUCUAUUUAACGAAAUCACAAGUAAUUUGGUCCCAAACCCUCAUACUUAUGCUGAAGCUAAGCUUGGAAUUCAAAAUCAUUGCAAUAACAAGUUCAAGAAAUGGAUGGCAGACUGUCACCACAUCCAUUUCAGAAACCCUUGGACGCUUCUUGCAUUAUUUGGUUCCCUUUUAUUCAUCGAGAUCACUGCCACUCAGACUUAUCUUGAAGAAAUGGAGCUCAAACAACGAAUAAUUAAUAUGUAUGUAUGUGGAUUUAGCUCAAACAAUGAAUAA